UGAGUACACAAUAUAGCGUGUGUCGUUUUAAACAGAACACAGGUAUACUCGAUAUAAAGCGAGCUGUUAACCCACAUUUAAGGGAUUAUAAAUAUAAGGUGGAACUGAAUUCUCGUUUGUGCUAUACAUUUCUUUGAGUAAAAUGUCUACGGUGUUUGUUGUUGGAUAUACUGGUGCAACAGGGAAAGCUGUUGUGAAUAAAUUAUUUCACGAAGAGAGUUUUAAACGAAUUGUUUUAAUUGGUCGAAGGAAAGUUACUCUAACUAUAGGAGACGACCCCAGAUUUGAGCAAAAGGAAGUGGAUUUCGACAAGCUGGACGACUUUAAGGAUGUGUUCCGAGGCUGCGAUACCGGCUUCUGUUGCCUGGGGACCACGAGGAGUGUGGCUGGCAAGGAAGGGUUCAUCCGUGUAGAUAGGGACUACGUCGUUAAUUGUGCAAGAAUUGCCAAGGAAACCGGAUGUCGCCACUUCCAGGUCGUGUCUUCCACAGGAACAAACAAAAACAGUUGUCUACUGUAUCCCAAAACCAAGGGGGAAAUGGAGGAGCGGAUAACGGACAUGGGGUUCCAGCGUCUGACCAUCUAUAGACCAGGCUUCCUGCUAACGGACAGAGAGGAAACCCGCAUCGGAGAAAAGCUGGUCAUGUGCUGCAUGUUUCCGGUCUUCAAGCUGUGUCCCACAGCGGGCAGCGUGCACGUGGAUCUUGUAGCCCAGGCGAUGAUCAACAACGCCAAAAGACCGUUCAAGCCGGAGGGAACGUCCAUAAUACCGAACGCUCUCAUUCACGAAUGGGCCCACAGCUAAAUAGCGUCAGCAACGGCGUCGCCAUCAUGAUUGUAACAUGCUUUAAUUAUCAUCACCAUGUGAGUGAUGAUGAUUAUCAUAACUUUCGAUAAGCUCAUGAUUAGUAUAAUCUGAUCGUCAUCGUUAUAGUUGUCAUCAACAUCGUAAUCAUCAUCAUCAUCAUCAUUCGCAGCAUCUUCAGCAUCGUCGUCGUCAUUAUCCUCAUCAUCAUAACCAUCAUCAUCAUCGUCGUCGUCAUCGUCGUCGUCAUCAUCAUUAUCAUCAUGAUCAUGAUUAUCAUUAUCAUCAUCAUCAUCAUCAUCAUCAUCAUCAUCAUCAUCAUCAUCAUCAUCAUCAUCAUCAUCAUCAUCAUCAUCAUCAUCAUCAUCAUCAUCAUCAUAAUCAUCAUAAUCAUCAUCGUCAUCAUCAUCAUGUUUAUAUUCAUAUAUGAAUUCAUAUUCAUAUUCAUCACAAUCGCAAGUGGCAACUUAACCGUAAUCAAGUUUCUAAGGUAGUUGCAGUAAGGUUUUUUGCACAUAAGAGAAUACAUUGAAUCGUUUAUGUUCGUUUAACCGUUUUUUUUAACGAAUUUGAUCACUUAGGCAUUUAAAAAUAUUGAUGUAAUUGACACGUUUGCAUUCUGUUGUCUGUUCCAGACUAUAUGUCAUCACCGGUGACUUUUUGAUAUGAUACAUUUAACCUAAAUAUACACAUAUUUAUAUGGCUGUCUUCAAUUUAUAUAGUUGUUGUGAAUGCAGUUUUAGGUUUUUUUCUUACAAUUUAUGUGAUAUAUUUUUAUUUAUUUGUUUAACAAUUAUACUAUUAAACAAGUAA
Messenger RNA from Dreissena polymorpha, 1618 nucleotides. Its product is annotated as oxidoreductase HTATIP2-like. The record is from RefSeq and is a predicted model, not a curated record. The transcript has 5 exons. Gene Ontology annotation, cellular component: cytoplasm. The coding region runs from base 143 to 805 and encodes 220 amino acids. Gene Ontology annotation, biological process: import into nucleus. Lineage: Eukaryota; Metazoa; Mollusca; Bivalvia; Myida; Dreissenidae.